GGGAAACUCCCAGAAGCUGAAAACUGAGAAGGUGAAAGUCAGCUGUGCCUUCACUGUGAGGCAGAGCCAUGGCUGGUUCUGGGGGUCCCGUCCAGGAUCUCUGUGCUGAAGCCACUUGUCCCAUCUGCCUGGAUUACUUCAAGGAUCCAGUGACCACUGCGUGCGGGCACGAUUUCUGCCGAGGCUGCUUGAGCCGGUACUCUGGGGUCGUGGGCUCACAGCCUUCCUGCCCUCAGUGCAGAAAUGCAGUUCAGCCAAGGAGUCUCGCCCCCAAUCGGAAACUGGCUAACUUUGUAGAAAUAACCAAGAAGCUGAGCCUUCAAGAGGGUAAGUGGGGAGUGUGUGAGAAGCACCAGGAGCCCCUGAAGCUCUUCUGCAAGGAGGACCAAACCCCCAUCUGUGUGGUGUGCGACAGGUCCAGGGAGCAUGAAAACCACAAGGUGAUCCCUCUGGAGGAGGCUUCCAGGGAGUUUAAGGUAGGAAAUCACUCUGAAAUCUUAACAGGGGAAUGAAUAUCAGUGGAUUUUUCUUGGGACGUUUUCUGCAGAUUCACCCAGCGAGUCAUUAUCCAGUCCAAAUUAGGCUAAUUGUAUGGGUACCGCUUACAUGUUGUUUAAUUAAGCAAUUAGCAGCUGAGGAGAAGUCUGGGGGCUGUUGGGUGGCAGCGGGGGUGUGUGUGUGAGAGAGUUUAAUUCUUUCUCUUCCACGGUGCCAUAGCAAACUAUCUCUGAAAUGGUAAGGGGUAACGGGCUGAAAUUUGGGGAUGGUGUAUGGGUGGCUAUUUGGGACGGUAACCUAGAACAACUAACCUGCAGGUCUAGUUAUGUGUGAACUGCACAAUGAAAAGUGUGCUGAAGUUAAGCUUUUUGCACAGAGAAUUGGAUGUGAAUGUUAUGCAGAACUGCAUACAAACAUGUAUGAGAAAUUCAUGCAAUAAUGCUAAUUAAUUUAAUUUAAUCCCCCCAAUAAUUUUUAUUACAUUUUCUGUUUUACAGUUUAGAAUAUUAAUUUAAACAUCCUUAAGAUAUCAAUGACUUCCCUUCUUCUCUUUCCAUGGUUCAUUUUGCAUACCAUUAAUCCCUGCGUAUUUUACAUAAGCAUAAUACUACUUGCUUUCUUUUUUAGUCUCUGUUAAAAUUAAACUGAUAUGGAUAUAUGGGGAACUGAAGGAAAAUGACAGAAAUUAAAAUUGGCUGGUUCACCUAUCCCUACCCCAAACCCUGGUGUGGGCUAGGCUGACUGAUUUCAAAGUGUCAAGAAUGCAUCCAUUCCAGGGUCUGAGCAGUCUUCAUACUGGAGCCUGUGGUAGGCAGUGAAUUCCCUUCUCUCUCUCUUUCCCUCCUCUAGGAUAUGAGAGGCACCUUGCAGAGGUAAGUGGAUCCUGUUCAUUUGUAUUAGCAUUGCUCCACAAGGCCAGGAAGGGUCCAGAACCCCAGUACAUGUAACCUGGCCUUUCAGUGGCUCCUGGGGAAGAGACAGUAGGCAUCCACACCCAGAAGCAUUUCACAGGUGAACGUAGGGCCCCCUUUUUUCAUCUUGCAGCACCCCAAUUCUCCAUGCAAAGACCAGGGCCAGAUCACUCCCUACACCCUCCCCCUCCAUUCGCAUGGCUGGAUAAUCUUCUCUGUCUCUUGUACAUCAUAUUCAUUUAAUCUGGGAUAGUUCCAAACAUCUAUACAAAUAGAUAUGCCCAGUGCUUUUUUUUCUAAGCAAAAUGUUUAGGGGUACUCUCAUUUUCCUACUCAUAUUGAAAUACUGCCCCUCAAUGAGGUCAAACUUAGAUUCAAAAAAUGUUUAGGCUGGUAUGCGUCCCCCUGCGUCCCCCAGAAAAAAGCACUGGAUAUCCCUAAGGUAUAAUCAAGGCAAAGAUGGAUUUUGGCAUCCAAAUGGAAGAGGGCAGAGACAGCCAGAGCAUGGCUGUGUCCUUGGGCAGGAAGUGCUGGUUCCCGUCUUCCUGAACAGCCCCUCAGCAGUGGCAAGGCUGACUUAUUGUUGGCUGGACCGCCUGCCCAUCUCACCAGGUCACCUUCUCCUAACCUGCCAUGUAUCACAGGCGUAUUGGGAAAGGCCCCUGACUGAAGAGCAGGCAGAGAAAUAGCCACCCCACUUCCUCUGCUCUCAGGACACACCUUGCUGCCUCUGUCCCUGCGCUGAGAACCUGCUGUACCUCUUUCACUAAAGGCUAUUGUGCGGGAGAGAGAACAGGGCUCCUGUUUUGGGGACAUGCCAGAGUCUCUGUGGGUGAGGGGUCCUGGGGGAUGCCCAUCAGUUUCUUCUCCAUUGCUCCCUGCAUGGGGUUGCAACAGAGGAACUCUUGGCAUGAUUGAUUCUAUUUCUACAUUUGAGGAGAUGUAAGUGAAGAGGCUCAGAGACCUGGGGUUGCUCUUUUGGCCUUCAGAUGUCUGGUUUUGGAGUCCAUCGUAAGGAGGAAUCUCCUCCCCUCUGUGCCUCCAUCCCUCUGUGCUUGCCUCCCCCUCCCUCUCGGCUUUCUAAAGUUUCCUUUCUCCUAUCAAUUCCUUUAUUUUGUUGUACUUUGGAUUUGAGUGGGUUACCCUUGGUUUUUCCAAACAGCAGUGAGAAAAUGGAGACAUCUGAGAAUCCACUGGCUCUCCCACCAGAGCCAAGGAGCAGGGCCUUGGAAUACUGUGUUGUAGAUCCCGUUCUAGAUGUUAACAUGGAUCAGUUCAAAGGUAAUGAAGUAUGGCUGCAAGGGUUUUAUGAUGGACAUUGUAUAAGUCGAAACCAUGAAGUCUUAUUGACUUCAAUUGGUUCUUGCCACAGACAGCGGUAGCACCAGCAGAAUUACCUUUGAAAUAUGGAUAGAAUCAUAGAAUUGUAGAGUCAGUGUAGGAAUCUCAACUAAAACAUGCAUGGCAGAUGGCCAUCCAACCUCUGCUUAUAAACCUCCAAGGAAGGAGAGUCUAUCACCUCCCACGGGAGGCCUUUCCACUGUCAAACAGCUCUUACCCUCAGAAAGUUCUUCCUGAUGUUUAGUCAGAAUCUCCUUUCUUGUAAAGAAAGGUGGACAAAGCUGUUGCACCUUCUCCUCCAGCCAGGCAGCCAUGCUCUCCCCAGAGAGGCUCGCUUGGCACCUUCCUUACAUAUCUUUAAAGGGAUCCCUAACCAUUAGGUCCUGUCGUGGCCGCUCAUCUCGCUUUAUUGGCCAAGGGAGCCGGCAUACAGCUUCUGGGUCAUGUGGCCAGCAUGACAAAGCCCCGCAGUGCACGGAAACACCGUUUACCUUCCCGCCUGAGCGGUACCUAUUUAUCUACUUGCACUUUGAUGUGCUUUUGAACUGCUAGGUUGGCAGAAGCAACAGGAGCUCACCCCAUUACGGGGAUUCAAACCGCUGACCUUCUGAUCGGCAAGCCCUAGGCUCUGUGGUUUAACCCACAGCGCCACCCGCAUCCCUACAUAUCUUUAGGCACCAGGUAAAAACAUUCCUCUUCUCCCAGGCCUUUGGUGGUCUCUUGAACUAUGAGGGGGUGGGCAGGCUAUUGCUUUUGUUUGUUACCUGGUUAUGUAGUUUUGUGUGGACGCUGCGGGUUGCGAACAUGAUCUGUGCAGGAGGCACGUUCGCAACCCGCAGCGUCCGCAACCUGCAGCGCUGCGUCUGCACACGCAUGGGUUGCGAUUUGGCAUGUCUGUGCGUGCGCAAGUGCCGAAACCCCGAAGUAACCCGUUCCGGUAUGGAACCCGUUUGGCAGGUCCGUAACCUGAAAACGCGCAACCUCAAGCGUCUUUAACCUGAGGUAUGACUGUAUUGUAAACCACCCUGUGGUCCUCAGAUGAAGGGCAAUAUAGAAAUUUUAAUCAUCAACAUCAACAACUUCCCCUUGUUGCAGGUGUAGCUUCCUACAUGCGCAGGCAGGAAAACAAAAAUGGCUCAGGUUUUGCAGUAGCAGCUCCCUCACCAUUCAUGUCUUUUGCUUCUACAUACACUGUGACACAGCCCCUCUGGGCCUCCCCCUUCAAGUCCCUUUCAAAUGCCCUUGUUGGCUAGCCCUGUUCACAAGCCUCUGGUUGCAAGGUCCCAGAGACUGAGGGCAGCUAUGGAGACCUGAGGGCUGUUAACUUCACUCCCAACAGAGUCAGUUGCUUGCUUCCUCCUCCAGCCUCUCUUCCUUUCAGCAGCAGUCUGUCCACCUGAGAUCAUGCUGAAAUAUACUCAGGAGUCGAGUGUGGAUUUCAUGCUCUUUAUUCAGCUCAGAGUAGUGAGGCAUGGAAGUUUCCCCGAAAUGUCUGCUUUAUAUACGUUAUUUACACAAUGGGCCCCACGUGAUUGGCUAAUUCUGGGGUUCUCCUGUAGGCCAAUCAGGUUGCGGAUUCACUUCCACCCGGAGUUGGAUUGGGUGGCUCCUGCGGACCAAUCAGACUGCUGCAUUCUGAAUCCUAUUGUUCUAGGACCAAUCGGACUGUUGCAUUUUGGAUCCUACAUAACACAUGCACAGCAUGAAAAUGCAAGCAGGCCUCCAAACAAGCAACCCGUGUUAAUUAAAAAGAUGCAAGCUCUCUUUGUUCUGUUUCUUCUAGCAAUCUCUCACCAGUCACUGCACCUACAGCUCUGUUUACUAGCCCUCUUCUCAGUCAAGCUACCCCUAUCCAAAUAAUGCCCCAUAUGGACAGUCAGUCUAAGGCACUGAUGGCGGUGUUGGCUUUAGGAAGAAAUGGUGGUUGUGACAAAUAAAGGCAGCCAGCACCAUAUUCGCUUUUAAGCCCACAUGCACCAAAUAAAUGCAUAUUCCUAAGCAUCCGAUCGCUGGAGAACUGCAUAGCAAAAUGCAGAGAAGUGUGGAUUUUGGAGGAGUGAUGUGUUUUGCUUCUCAUCUUGUUUUGGAAAGUGUGGAUUUAACAGAUUCACCUUUAAAUCUUAACUGUAUUUAAUUCACUCCUGUCAUUACCUUUUCCCCAGUGUUUCUGUAUGAGCCACCUGGGAAAUCUCCUCUCUUGCCCCCAUCCAUUCCCCCUCUGCUUCAUUAUAUACAAAAGCUUCACCAACAUUUUUCUGGGUGGUUUUGCUUUUUGUGAAGGGUGCCUGGAUUCACAGGGGGGCAUAAAAAAUAAACCUGGCUCAAAACAUUGAACAAAGAAGAUAUUACGUCUUGAGAAGGAGGGGAGUGUCCCAAUCCUGACAUCAAUGUAUGAAUGGGCUCAUCCAGACUUCCUUUUGUGCUAUGUUUUUAGACUUAGGUCUGAGCACUUUCUUUCUUUCUUUUUGCCUAGGCGCUUUCCCUGUGAAAACUCACUUUUCACUGCUGAAUUGGAACAAAUGGCAAUCUACCCAAAUUGCCAUUUGUUCUGACUCAUCCUUAAACAGCAGGUUUUCCUGGGGAAAGUGGUGGUGGAUGAGUGUUUAGAUCCAUAGUUUUAAAGUGCAGGAUUGUGCCUAGAAAGUGUAGGGCCAAAGACAAGUAUGGAUGAGCCCAAAGAACCCGAGGUGUUUCCAUGGAUCAAGACCUCUGUCUCUGAUUCUCGGCUGAUUCUGACUCUCUUCUCAUUUCCUCAUCUUCUCCCCAACAGCAAACGUCACUCUGGAUCCAGACACUGCCCAUCCCAUUCUCAUCUUGUCCGAGGAUCUUCAAAGUGUGAGAUAUGGAGCCAAACUGCAAGACUUGCCCAGCAAUCCUGAGAGAUUCAGCCAACGUCCUUCUGUGAUGGGAUGUGAAGGAUUCACAGCAGGCAGACAUUUCUGGGAGGUUGUUGGGGCAAGUGAGGAAGGAUGGGCUGUGGGGGUUGCUAGGAAGUCUGUGAGGAGGAAGAACUACUUUCCCUUAAGUCCGGAGGGAGGGAUCUGGGCUGUGGGGAGAUGGGAAGGAGAGUACAGGGCCUGCGACCCCCCUAACUACUCUCUUCUGCCCCUGAGUGGGGAGCCCAGGAAGAUCCGAGUGGCUCUGAACUAUGAAGGGAGGGAGGUAUCUUUUUUCGAGGCUGACACAGGAGCCCAUCUCUACACGUUCUCAGGAGCCUCGUUCUCUGAACAGACACUCUUCCCUUUCUUUUUUCUUCAGAGAAAUGAAACCCACCUUAGGAUCUCCUGAGGAAAACAAAUCUGCCUCACAGGCCUGGUUGGAGUUGGAGCCGAGAAAUAUCAGUAUAUAACCAACAUAUUUAUUCAUCACCAGCCACCAAGAAUAAUAAAAUACAAAAAAAAGUAAAUAAGAAGGGAACUACUGUUGUGUUGUUGAAUAAUCUUAUGAAACAUAGAGGUUCCUUGUUGCAAAGGGAGGUGCCCUCUGUACAUGCCCAGGCCUUUUAUUUCUGAAGCUCAAAGUUCCUAAGUAAAAUUUUCCUCGUCACAUUCUUUCCCACCCCUCAGCCUUUUUCAACCCACUUUUAACACCUAGUCUUUAUUUAUUCCCUGCACAGUCCUGUCAACCCGGAUGGGUUGGGGGGUGGAGUUGUGAAUAUCAACUGCUUUGGGAGCUCCCAUAAAAACAUGUUUACAAAGAACCGAAGCAGGGUUUUUUAAAUAACCCCCCCCAAAGCUUUUCUCUUGGGAAUUAUAGCGACAGAACUACCUAAAACUUGUCAUAUAUGUGACUACAGUGGCAAGAAUGUUACCUGUCCAAAAAUUAAAAGAAGAAGAAAGUUCCAGCAGAGGAAGAAUGGAUACAAAAACUUAUGGAAUAUGCUGAAAUGGUGAAACUUACCCGAAG
Podarcis lilfordi (Lilford's wall lizard) is the source of this 6656-nucleotide messenger RNA. Lineage: Eukaryota; Metazoa; Chordata; Lepidosauria; Squamata; Lacertidae. The record is from the annotation of a GenBank genome assembly.